This is a messenger RNA of Chelonoidis abingdonii (Abingdon island giant tortoise), 1476 nucleotides long. It is a transcript of the gene CLEC3A, whose product is annotated as C-type lectin domain family 3 member A. The record is from RefSeq and is a predicted model, not a curated record. Gene Ontology annotation, biological process: ossification. NCBI's taxonomy places the organism in Eukaryota, Metazoa, Chordata, Testudines, Testudinidae.
AUGGCACAAACUGGACUUCUAAUUUUUCUCCUCAUUAGCAUACUACUGCUGGAUCAAGCUACUGGCCAGGCUUCCAAGUUCAAAGCCAGAAAGCACAGUAAACGUCGAGUGAAAGAAAAGGACAGUGAUCUAAAGACUCAGAUUGACAAGCUGUGGCAAGAAGUAAACUCCCUGAAAGAAAUGCAGGCACUUCAAACAGUCUGUCUUCGUGGAACAAAGAUCCAUAAGAAGUGCUACCUGGCAUCUGAAGGUGCCAAGCACUUCCAUGAAGCCAAUGAAGACUGCAUAGCCAAGGGAGGGACACUGGCUAUCCCCAGAGACAAUGAUGAAACCAACUCCCUUCGAGACUAUGGCAAGAAAAGUCUGCCAGGGAUUGCAGACUUUUGGCUGGGUAUCACCGACAUGGUAAACGAAGGGAAAUUUGUUGAUGUCAAUGGGAUGGCUCUAAACUAUUUCAACUGGGAUCGCUCCCAGCCAAAUGGGGGAAAGCGUGAAAACUGUGUCUUGUUUUCCCAGUCAUCUCAAGGCAAGUGGGGGGAUGAAGUCUGCCGUACUGUCAAAAGAUACAUUUGUGAAUUUCUAAUCCCAUAAUUCCAUUCCCAUUAGCUGAAUAUUUGGUUAUUAAUGUGCAGGUUUUGCAUGUUAGUAGUUCCUCCUACUUUCAGUGAUGAAUUGAAAAUACUUAUUGAAAUGCACAUCUCCCACAAUACACAAACCUUGCCCUAAGGCAGGAAUUUUCUUUAUUAAUUUAUUUUCCAUUCAACUGCUAAAAAGUUUGUGUUUAGUGAGGUCUCUCACCAUACAACUGUCGCAUAUGCUGUACGUUUUGUUUUGAGAUGUAUUGCAUCAUAUUUUGCCAUAUUCUCACAGUCCGAUGUUCAUGUUAUCAACAUCGUAAAGUCAAAAUCCAUCUUUCAAACCCACACUACAUGUCUCUAUAGAUUAGUGUUUGCUUGAACCCCAUGCAGAACUCCUGUCAAUAUUUAUGAAAGUUCCAUACAAAAAACAUUCACUAGAGAGUGAAGUUUGCCAGCAUGAGGCUAUGGAAGCUUAAGUAGAACUUUAGUGGUGUAUAAACCUCUGCAAAUGGAUGGAAUUCAUCUUCUGGAGCUCAACAAUGUAGCUCUGAGAUAAGAUUUUGAUCUAAAGGAAUUAAAAAAUGAAUAGAAGCUGAUGUUAUUCUGAAAGAUUAUGGAGUUAAAAAUGACAUGUUCCUAAAAAGUGGGGGAAAUAUUCCCACUAGCGAUCGAGACAUCAUGAAAUGCCAGCUGUGGAAAUCUUUUGUAUGUACUUGUCAUUUGGAAAACAUUGUCUUUGUGUUUCUGCCCUGACUUGUUUACACGCAAAUUCCAGUUAAGCACCUGAUGUUUGGAAGUGGAGGAAUUACACUGUUUAUUUUUUGCUAUUCUUAAUCUUUCAAAAGAACUGUAAAUAAAUCAUUUACAUACAGAGAAAUGGAAAUGAUAGAAAAAAAGA